Molecule: messenger RNA, 2194 nt
Organism: Anarrhichthys ocellatus (wolf-eel)
Lineage: Eukaryota; Metazoa; Chordata; Actinopteri; Perciformes; Anarhichadidae
Product: DNA-directed RNA polymerase I subunit RPA1-like
Exons: 8
Biological process (GO): DNA-templated transcription
Cellular component (GO): RNA polymerase I complex
Molecular function (GO): DNA binding
Source: RefSeq, a predicted model, not a curated record
CCAUCCCCGGUCCUCUCAGGUCAUCAAGAGGUCCCAGCGCCUGGACCAUGUUUUGGCUCGUUUGGACCCUCAGGCUGCCAAUCAACACUUUGCAUCUAUCCAGCGCUGGAGAGCAAAGAGAGAGGUGGCAGGUCCGCGGAGAGGAGCGUUCUUGCUGUUUUCUCAGAAGAAGCUUCCCAAACUGAAGCAGACGGAAGAACGAACAGAACCAGAUGCCUACUGCAGAAAUGUUGCUGAAUCACAGCUCUUCAAACAGUGGCGUUCUCUGGAAGAAUCCAGCAGGUCGAAAUACAUCAGGAAGACGUCCCGCUGCCCCGAGCCCUCCCUGGGCCUGUUGAAGCCCGACGUCUGCUUCGGCUCGGUAUCGGAAAACUUCCACAACAUCACGGAAAAUUACCUCCAGAACGAGGACAGGAGGAGCCGAGACAGCGUGGACACCCACAGCCUCCGGCAGCUGUUGCACUACAAGUGGCAGCGCUCGCUGUGUGAUCCGGGUGAAGCGGUGGGUCUGCUGGCGGCUCAGUCCAUAGGCGAGCCCUCCACCCAGAUGACCCUCAACACCUUCCACUUUGCCGGCAGAGGAGAGAUGAAUGUCACUUUGGGAAUACCCCGACUGAGAGAGAUCCUGAUGGUGGCCAGCUCCAACAUUAAAACUCCCAUGAUGAGCGUCCCAGUGCUAAACACCAAGAAAGCCUUGAAGAGGGCCAAGACACUCCGUAAGAAACUCACCAGAGUCUGUCUGGCUGAGGUGCUGCAGAAGGUGGAUGUGGUAGAAACUUUGCGCAUCGAAAGUCACCAAAAGCUGCAGUCAUUCAAAGUCUCCUUCCACUUCCUGCCACAAGAACGUUACUGUGAGGAUAAGCUGCUAUCACCCCAACAGAUCCUCCGCUACAUGGAAACUAGAUUUUUCCGUCUCCUGCUCGAAGCCAUUAAGAAGCGCAGUGCCAAAUUGGCGUCCAUUGCCGUAGAAACAAGGAAGGCCACCCCCGGAGAUAAGGACCAUGAUGGCGAGGGAACAGCUGAGCCAGCAGGGUUGGAUGACGGGGAGGAAGAAGUGGAGCGAGAGGUUGUUGAUGACCAGGCGAACGAAGGAGACGCCGAUGCUUCAGACGCCAAGCGAAAAAACAAACAGGAGGAGGAGGUAUGAAGACGGGUGAAAUACUUUGUGUUAAAUAACAAUAUCGUGUAAAAGCACAACCCCUUGAUGUUCCCGGAUUUGGAAAGGUCAGACGUCUCUUGAACUUUCACUUAAUUAAUUUGCUGUGAGCUACUGAUCUAAUCUCAACAUCCCAUAAUUUCAUAAUAGACAUUUAACAAGACUAUUAGUCCGCAGCCAUGCUACUGGCUCUGUGAUGCCGUAUUUAGGAACGGUGAUGCUAACGUCGCCGUACUAACACGCUAAUAACUUGUUGCUAAAUAGCGCCAAACACAAAGUGCAGCUGGAGUUGAUUGAAAUGUCAUUAGUUUUGCAGUUAUUUCAUCAAAAACCAAAUGCAUGAACAGGAUGAUGGUGGUAGGUGAACAAUUGAGGGAUAACCAAAGUUAUUUAAGUUCAUCGUCAUGAAUGUGUGUACCACAUAUGGCAGUACAUCCGGUUGUUGUUACACCCAGAGCAUGGUGGCACCAGAGGAAAUAUAUCAGCAAGUUUAUUAGAAUACUAUGAAUGUCUCUGCAUCAUUUUGUGCCAAUCCAUUUCGUAGAUGUAAAGAAAUGUAUAAUUAUAUGGAGGAAAAGUCGGGUGAUCACCAAAUCAGUAAGACUCCUCCUCUGGGGACCAUGAACAGGCCAUUCUUAGAGUAACGUGGCCUAAACUGGCGUGGCUAACAAUCUGAAGAAGCUGUGUUAUUUCUGACAGAAACACAGUCUAGACUGCUGCUUGAAUUCCCUCUUCUUCUUUUUUACAUUUCUCGUUCUGAGCAAUGUAUCAAGUACCUCUUUUCUUUUAAAAGUCCUCUUCACACAGGAGGCGAUGCUUUCAUGUAUCUUUGUUUGAUAUCAUACUAGAGUGAGUGGAUAAAUAGGGUAACUGCUAAUCUAGUAAUGUAAUUUGAGGUACUACGUGCUCUAUGUAUAUACAGUAUAUAUAUGUUUUUUUAUUUAAAAAAAUGUUUUCCUCAAAUAAAUAAAUUAGCCAUAGCCUGUCAAGUUGUUCACUUUGAAGAUCUGAGAUUCAAUAAAAUAAAAUAAAAUACCC